CUUUUUUUUUUCAUAAAAUGACAGAAAUCUUAUCUGAAAUAACUAAAGUAGAAAUAACUAAUGAAGAAGAAGACAAUAAAGAAAGAGUAAAAACAAGACACACAGCAAUAAAGCGUACUUUAUCUGAUGAUGAGCUCCAUAAUGAGAGUUCAAGUUUUAAACGUUCUCGAUCAAAUAAGCAACCUCGUUGGUAUAAUCAAGCAUACAUGCUUUUCCUAGCAUUGCGUCAACAUCCUGAACGUACUUUACCACGCGGUGAACUUAUCAAAGCUGCACUUGCGUUAGAUAGAAAAAUUAGUGCUGAAUUACAGUUGCCAAGAGUAUUUAGAAGUAAGACACCUGGAAAUUCAGCAUCUGCCUGUUUGACUAUUAAUAAUGACCGUUACUUUGUUGCUUUUAAACCAGAAGGCAGUCGAUCAACUUAUUUCAAAUUAGCCUAUGAACCAGGAGAUGAAAAGAAAGCAAUUCAAGAGUAUCAAAAGUGGUGCAAGAAACUUGCAGAACACGACUGGCCAUAUUGUUUUGGUAUACCUAAAAUAAAAAAGACAACUCAGUCAAAUACGGAUGACUUGGAAGAUAGCCAAUAUCCUACACCUAUUUCAGACGUUGAUGAUAAGCCCUGUACACAAGAAUCAUUUAAUGAUAAAAUGGAAAAAACAGACAUGAUAAAAAAAGAAGUCCCUAUUGUUCAGAAUGAAGCAUUAUCAAAAACGAAUAAAACUUGUGAAAGAAUAACGAGCUCUGAUAUUUCAUUAUUAUCAGAUAAAGACAAUAUUACGAUGAGCGUUAAUAUUAUAGAAAAUGGAAAAAAAGAUAUUAUAGUUAAGAAACAUAAUAUUGUUACAGCUACUAAACAGCCAUUCAUAGAUUCAACAAAAUCAAUUAACACGUUAUCUGUAGAAGUUAAUUUAGAACUACAAAAGAUGACUCAAACUAAUGAUAAUAAUAAUAAUAAUAAUAUACCUGCAACAACAACUAAUGCCAAAAAGAUAAGCAAUAAAGUACAGGAGAUGCCUGUGUAUACAUUAGAUGAAUUGGAUCUAUCUGAUAUUCCAAAGUCAUGGCGUGACAUUGUUUAUGUUGCACCUUCAAAAAUUCCUGGUGCAGGUAGUGGUUUGUUUGCAAAACGUAAAUUACCUUAUAAUACACCUAUUGGAUUCUAUUUCGGUGUACCAAUGACAGAAGAUGAAUUCGAUUCUUUGAAAGAUCGUGUAGGACGAGCCUCAGAAUAUAGUAUUAUGUAUAGACGUACUGUACUUGAUGCAACUGAUGAACAUGGAGAACCUAUAACGGAUGAAGAAAGUGAACGCUUUUGUCCUUUUCAUUUUAUGAAUGAAACAGAUCAAGAACAUGCAACCAUUGCCUUUGUAGAGGGAAUUAUUGUUAAUCAAGUUAUUUGUUGGACUAAAAAAGACAUUGAAGCAGGAGAAGAAUUACUUGUAUGGUAUGGAGCGGAUGUAGAGAGACAUUGGAAACAAGGAGAAGAGAAGAAAAAGCAACAAAAGAAAAAAGAGAACAAUGAAGAGGUAAAAGUAAAUAAAAAUAAACAAUAAAAUGCAAAUGAUAAAAGUAAUAAUACCCUCCCUCAUUACUUAUCAUCACACUCACUUUAUCCUAUUUGCAAUAUUCUCCCUCUCUUUCUCUUUCUCUUUCCCUUUCCCUUAUUAUUCUUAUUUUACAACCAUUAAAAUUUUAUUUAUAUAUUAUAUAUUCAAUAU
Molecule: messenger RNA, 1718 nt
Organism: Cokeromyces recurvatus
Lineage: Eukaryota; Fungi; Mucoromycota; Mucoromycetes; Mucorales; Mucoraceae
Exons: 2
Coding region: 18-1553 (511 amino acids)
Molecular function (GO): protein binding
Source: RefSeq, a predicted model, not a curated record